Messenger RNA from Oncorhynchus masou masou (cherry salmon), 2835 nucleotides. It is a transcript of the gene c1h9orf85, whose product is annotated as chromosome 1 C9orf85 homolog. The transcript has 4 exons. The record is from RefSeq and is a predicted model, not a curated record. NCBI's taxonomy places the organism in Eukaryota, Metazoa, Chordata, Actinopteri, Salmoniformes, Salmonidae. The coding region runs from base 343 to 855 and encodes 170 amino acids.
UUGGAUUGGCUUAUAAGAAAGCCAAUUAGAAACAACUAUUUUCUAACAAAGGCCAAUCAGAUUGCUCAAGGCGUUACCUCGGUGUAGAAUGACGUAAUUAUUUAUUUUUUUGCGGACUGGGAUAAGGGAAAUACGUUAUCUAAAAGAAAAGUGUCAAUACGAUAUUUCAAUUAAAACAAUACUAUAUUCACAUAUGGAUUUUUAUGCUAUCAAACGUUGAUAUUGAGAUUUUAAAGAGUUAAAUUGUAACUCUUUAUUCGACGUUACUCAUGACGAGGCAUAUUCUUCCGGGUUAUUUUGUCGUGCCAUGUGUUGUGGGAUCUGAGUUCUGAUUUUAGCAAAAUGAGUUCUCAAAAAGGCAACGCUUCUCGCUCGCGAGGACAGAAACACCAAAACACGACUGCUUACAAGAACGACAAAUAUGGAGCAAGUGUUCAAGUAAAGAUAGCAAACUCAAAGGUCCACGACGGGUUGUGCCAACGCUGCAAGGAAGUUAUUGAGUGGAAAGUCAAGUACAGCAAAUACAAAUCCCUCACCCAACCCCGAACAUGUGUGAAAUGUUCUCUGAAGACCGUGAAGGAUGCGUAUCACGUCAUUUGUAAACCCUGUGCCCUGAAGCUGGAGCUUUGUGCCAAGUGUGGGAAGAAAGAGACCAUCGUAAUUCCGGUUGACAAACAGAAGCAGGAAGAGGAGGAAGAGACCAAUCAAAAGAAGACAGGAUGCACUCUGAGGAAGAAAGACUUAGAUGAGUUUGACAAUGAGGAUUUUGGCAACUUGAGCAGUGACUCAGGUCUUGAGAAUUUAGGAGGCAAGGCCCCUAUCGCUGAUGUGGCACAUGUUAGUUUCAAAGACUAAAGACAGCCAAACCAAGACCACCAUAACUGUACCUCUACUGUAUUAAUAUACAUUUCCUCUGAUUAUAUGUACUUUUGCAUAGAAGCCUCUUCACUGUAGAUUUCACCACUCAUACAAUAGCCUACUUGUAUUUGGGGUUGGAACAUUAAAUGAACAAAGCCCACUUUCAGUGAACUGUUUUGUAAUAAGUCCUAUGGGAUAUCAAUUGUCAUGUUUUGAUAGGUUUAAGGAAGUGUUAUCCUGUCGUGUUUUAAAGUACAAUUGACAAGCAUUAUGGUGACCCCCGCAGCAUUUCCCAUUGAAAAAAGAUAACGAGUGCGUUCGGUAAGUAUUCAGACCGUGACUCUUUCCACUUGUUACGUUACGGCCUUAUUCUAAAAUGGAUUAAAUUGUUUUCCAAAUUUCACAUUUACAGAAGUAUUCAGACCCUUUACUCAAUACUUUGUCGAUGCACCUUUGGCAGUGAUUACAGCCUCGAGUGUUUUUGAGUAUGGCGUUACAAGCUUGGCAGACAUGUAUUUGGGAAGUUUCUCCCAUUCUUCUCUGCAGAUCCUCUUAGUUGGAUGGAGAGCGUUGAUGCACAGCUAUUUUCAGGUCCUUCAGAGAUGUUAUAAUUGGGUUGAAGUCUGGGCUUUGGCAGGGCCACUCAAGGACAUUGAUACUUGUCCUGAAGCCAUUCCUACAUUGUCUUGGCUGUGUGCUUAGGGUUGUUGUCCUGUUAGAAGCUGAACCUUCGCCCCAGUCAGGUCCUGAGCACUCUGGAGCAGGUUUUCAUCAAGGAUCUCUCUCUGUACCUUUCUCUGUUCAUCUUCCCUCGAUCCUGACUAGUCUCCCAGUCCCUGCUGCUGAAAAACAUUCCCAUAGCAUGAUGCCACCACCAUGCUUCACCAUAGGGACGUGACGUGACGCUUGGCAUUCAGGCCAGAGUUCAAUCUUGGUAUCAUCAGACCAGAGAAUCUUGUUUCUCAUGGUCUGAGAUUCCUCUAGGUGCCUUUGGGCAAACUUCAAGCGGGUUGGCAUGUACUUUUUACUGAGGAGUGGCUUCCGUCUGGCCACACUACCAUAAAGGCCUGAUUGGUGGAGUGCUGCAGAGAAGGUUCUCCCAUCUCCACAAACUAACUCUGAAGCUCUGUCAGAGUAACCAUCGGGUUCUUGGUCACCUCCCUGACCAAGGCCCUUCUCCCCCGAUGGCUCAGUUUGGCCAGGCAUCCAGUUCUAGGAAGAGUUUUGGUGGUUCCAAAAUUCUUCCAUUUAAGAAUGAUGGAAGCCACUGUGUUCUUGGGGACCUUCAAUGCUGUAGAUGUUUUUUGUGUGCCCUUUUUAAGCCUUGAGACGGAUUGUGUAUGUGUGCCGAUCAAGGGGUGAAUGAGCAAGACAAACGAUUUAAGUGCUUUUGGACUGGGUAUGGCAGUAGGUGCCAGGCGCAUCUGUUUGUGUUAAGCACUGCAACACUGCUGUGUUUUUCAUGCUCAACCGUUUCCUGUGUGCAUCGAGAAUGAUCCACCACCCCAAGGACAUCCAGUUAACUUUACACCACUUUGGGAAGCAUCGGAGUCAACAUGGGCCAGCAUGCCAAUGGAACAUUUUCAACACCUUGUCCUGACGAAUUGAGGCAGUUCUGAGGGUAAGGGAGGUUAUUAUAUAUUGUUAUUUAAGCUCUUUGCUUCCCUCUGUUGGCCAUGGUGGGACUGUUACGUUCCCCAGUUUAUGUGUUGUAGUUUGUAUGUGUUUAUUUCAGGAAAUGGCUUCCUGAAAUCCCUCAAGCAGCUGAUUGGUCGACUCCAGGGCUAAUUGGAGAGCUGACCCCGCCCCCUCGUCAAGACAGCUGUCUCCAAUUACCCAUUCAAUCUGAAGCUAUAUAAAUGCCAGUGUUCUGUUCAGGAGGGAGAGAUUUGUCUUUCUAGUUUGAUUUGCUUUGGUUCCGUCCAGCCCCUUUUCCCCAUAUUACCGUGUGAAGGAAUAAAGUCCUGGUAAACGGUA